Messenger RNA from Entelurus aequoreus (snake pipefish), 1994 nucleotides. RefSeq names its product complement component C1q receptor-like. The coding region runs from base 112 to 1788 and encodes 558 amino acids. The record is from RefSeq and is a predicted model, not a curated record. The transcript has a single exon. Lineage: Eukaryota; Metazoa; Chordata; Actinopteri; Syngnathiformes; Syngnathidae. Gene Ontology annotation, molecular function: calcium ion binding.
UGAACGGUACUUUCAGAGCCACGCCAGCACAAAGGAACUCCAAAUAUUGCUCCCAGUCCGCAUGAAAACUCUCAGGACCCAUCAGUUGGAACUGCCGUCGUGAGUGCGACAAUGCGGCCCACUUUCCUAGCACUGCUGCUCAUCACCCGCUUUGGAGGAUUUCUUGGCAUUGGAUAUGAAACAAUGUGCACUUCCAACGCCUGCUUCACGCUACACACGCAGAAGGUGAGCUUUGACCAGGCCGAUCGAAGCUGUUUCGAUAAUGGAGGCUACCUGAUGACAGUCAAAGACAAAGAAGAGGACCAUCAUCUCCACUCGCUCCUCUCGUUGGUCCAGCAGGACGAGCAUUUUAAGUUCUGGAUCGGGUUAAAGCUGCAUAAAGGGGAUUGCGUGUUAGCCGACAAGCCACUCAGAGGCUUCAAGUGGAUCUCUGGGGGGGGAGACCCGCACUUCUCCAACUGGGAGAAAGAGCCCGUGGACACGUGCACUGAGCGAUGCGUGCGGAUUACCUACAACCCCACAGGUGAGAACACUUUGAAAUGGACUGCCGGACCUUGCAAAACUCCCGCCUUUUAUGUGUGUAAGUUUUACUUCAAAGGAAUGUGCGAUGCGCUGCUUGUGUCGGGCUCCGGACGUAUAUCAUACACGGCUCCUUUCUCCGAGGAACCCCUGCAAGCUGAGAUCACAUCCCUGCCACUCGGAACAUACGCCAAGGUCACGUGCGGUGCUCAGGAGUCCCACUUUUCUGUGUGCAUGCGGAGCAACGAUGAGUAUCAGUGGACUGUGCAAGGUCCGUUUUGUGAGACCGAGAAGGGGAAAUGUGCGGUCAACAACGGCGGGUGUGAACAUUUGUGCCUGCAGGACUCGGAUCAGGUCCGAUGCCUCUGUAACCAAGGUUUCACCAUUGAGGAGGACGGACGUUCUUGUAAGCCACAAGGCGUGUGCGCCGCGGACGCUUGUGAAUACGAGUGCUCGGCGGGGGAGUCUGGACCGGUCUGCAAGUGUCCCGACGGGUUCAAACUGGAGGCAAACCUACGUAACUGCUCUGACACUGACGAGUGCCAACAACCGCACGCAUGCCCUGAUCAUUGGUGUGUCAACACACAUGGCAGCUACGUGUGCGCAUGUAAGGAUGGCUUCCAAAUGCUUCAUGGCAAAUGUCUGGAUUUAGACGAGUGUGCACACUCCGAAUGUGAACACGGCUGCUUGAACACACUCGGAUCCUUCUUCUGCUACUGCCAAGAUGGCUUCACAUUGUCAGCGGACGGCUACUCGUGCACGGACGUCGACGAAUGCACCGCCGAGCGCUGUCACUUCGAAUGCGUCAACACCGAAGGGAGUUUCAGGUGCGUAUGCCCCGGGGGGUUGCGUGCGGACACCACCGGAACAGACUGUGUUCCGGACGUGACCGAUGCACCGUUGCAUGAGUUAAAGGGGCAGGCGACACAUGCCACCGUCACUGAGACCGUGUCUACGAUGGCAGUGGAGCUCCAGAGAUCCACUCCCGCGGAUGUUGCUCCCCCGCACGUGCCGACUGUCACGCCGAGCAACGCGUCCCUGGCCGCCAGCGCCAAGGCGGCCAGCUCCAGAGUGCUGAUCUGUGUGCUGGGCUCAGUCCUUCCUUUGCUGCUUUUGGUCCUGGCAACAAUGACCGUCGCCAUCGUCCGCUGCAGUCGGGCUAGAAAGGAAGCAAAGAAAACGGCGACGGACGGUUAUUGUUGGGUGUCCUCCGGUUUAGACCCACGCCUCGAGAAACUCUAUGAAUCCAUUUUAACUGAUGACCUAUGACCUCAUGGAGGGAACUGCCUUCGUUGUCUGUAUAAUUUAUCUUCAUGCAUUCUUAUGUUCUCUUUCUUUCUGAUUCCUUGCACACUCCCAUGCACUCACAGACAACUCUAGGGUUGACCUGUUGUUGAUUGCCAGCACAAGAAUAUGACAAUAAUAGUCCAUCCAUCCAUCCAUCUUCUUCCGCUUAUCCGAGGUCGGGUCGCGAG